This is a messenger RNA of Colletotrichum phormii, 1230 nucleotides long. RefSeq lists its product as uncharacterized. Bases 1 to 1230 code for a protein of 409 amino acids. The record is from RefSeq and is a predicted model, not a curated record. NCBI's taxonomy places the organism in Eukaryota, Fungi, Ascomycota, Sordariomycetes, Glomerellales, Glomerellaceae. The transcript has 4 exons.
AUGGCUGGUAACUCUUGGACCGCCGAGGCCGAGAAGGCUCUCUUGCUCUCCAUUGCCACCACUGCCAACGCCGGUGCUGGUACGAAGCCUGAGUGGGCUGCCGUCACUCGCCGCAUGAACCGCCUCGGUUAUAACUUUACCUCUGCGGCCCUCGCUCAGCGCUACGGCAAGUCUUUGGCUAAGCCUUACAAUGAUCGUGUCAACGCGGCCGCCGACGUGCCCAUCACUCCGGCUUCUACUCCUUCUCGCAAACGUGCUGCCCCCGGUUCCGGCACCAGGGCGACUAGAACCUCCGCUGCCGGUGGCUCUGGCCCGGCCCAGGCCGCCAACGAGAUGGCUUCGCUUGCUCUUUCGGCUGACAACGGCGGUGAUGAUGCUGAGCCCGACAUGGAGGACUCCAAGAAGCGCGUGAAGUUCACUCACGGCAGUGCUUCUGCUGGUCUUGAUGCUGGUCUUAAUGGCCAGCAGAUUGAUCUUACCGGCGACGAUACUGGCGUCAACAUCGAGAACACUGCUCCUGCCGCUGGUGAGAACGGACAGCCGAUUGACCUCGCCGAUGACCAGGUCGAGAUCAAGCAUGAGGUCGAGAUCCGUUUCCUCAAUGCCUCCUUCAGUCAUCGUGCCCGUGCUCGCAGACCCAUUCUUGUCAUCCCAACACUUCAGGCCCCGAGCUUUUAUUGGCGUUUUUGUGGCUCUCCCAGCUUCACCAGGAAGAAAUCGCUUCUCCCUGGCCUCCUCCUUCCGUCUACUACGAGCUGUCUAUCUCUUUACCCUUCUCCUCAAACUCGACACCUCUACCUCCUACCCUCCAUCACUACCUUCCGUCUCUCCAAACUUCCCUCUUCCACCCACAAAUUUCUACAAUCCAAGUUCCAACCACACUUCAGCUUUCAAUUUCCACAAUUCAACAUCUACAUCAUACACAACUUCCUCUUCAAGCACCCAACACUUUCAAAAAUGGACCUAACUCGGAAAUUCCACAGCAUGACCCUCAACCCCAUCCCGACCAACGAGGAGUACUUCGAAGUCAUGGGCAUCAUUCCCCAGUCCCCCAAGGUGAAAAUCGAGAAGGAUGUCUUGGCCGCCUGUGAGGCAGGUCGCAAGCAGCUCCAGGAGAUCAACGCGAAAAAGGCAGCCGACAAGGAGAAGGCUCGCAAGGCAGCCGAGGAGAAGGCUGCUGAGGCGGCUGCUCAGGCUGCUGCAAACGCGACUGCGAUGGACUUGGAUUAA